Mesocestoides corti is the source of this 7416-nucleotide messenger RNA. The record is from the annotation of a GenBank genome assembly. Lineage: Eukaryota; Metazoa; Platyhelminthes; Cestoda; Cyclophyllidea; Mesocestoididae.
AUGCUUAGAAUCAUGACUGGACUACCACCCCUACUCUUCCUCCCCCUGUUUGUGUCCCUUGUGUGGUCACAGGCGUUCCUCUUGCAGGACUUAGAGGAACUCUCUGAUCUCUUGUUGAGCAAGGUGAAAGCAGACACAUGGGAGCAAAGUGAGGUGUACCAAGGUGAUGACGCAGAGCCAACUGCUGGGGCCUCCCAGCCCAUGUAUUAUGUUCCACAAAAACCGCGAAUAGUACAACCCCUCAAAUCGGAGACAGUGAUUGCUGGCCAAUCCGCGUUGUUCACGUGCAUGGUCGAGGGGAACCCGUUCCCUCGCGUUCAGUGGACGGUCUCCGGCAUGUCCGCGUUGGCGUCGCCGAGGUUCGGCGAGGUCUUCACAAUGCCCCGGGGUUCUGUUCUGCGAAUAACCAACGCUUUGCCAACCCUUCACGGAGCUGUGAUCGCGUGUAUCGCCGAAAACGCACUGGGACACGCCGAGGCCACGGCCAGACUCUCCUUCGUUCUUUCUGGACAUUUACCUGACGGUUUUCUCUCCAAAUCAGCUGCACCUACGGGCUUCCCGAGAUUCCUCAAUGUCUUCUCAGUCAUCGUCGCGAAGAAGAACGACAAGGUCGAAUUGGAGUGUCGGACAGAGGGCGAUCCGCCCCCCACAGUUCGGUGGUACAAGGACAGCACCCCAAUCGAUCUGGUCAACGCUCGCUUCCUAGUGACUGCCGAAAGAUUCCGUCCGCACUUCACGUCUGUGCCAGCACCGCAGCAGGUAGUGGCUCCAGGCAGUCGGCUUGCUCUUAGCUGCACGGCAGUUGGCGUGCCAGUGCCGAACGUGGCUUGGUUCGAGGGACCAAACCAACUCUACCGCCACAUGCUCGACCGACAACCACCGGGCACGGCUCGUCUGGCACUCUCCAACGUCACCCAGUCGAUGAACGUGAGUUGCAUCGCGUCGUCGAUGAUGGGUCAAGUGGAGUACCCUGUCUCCAUCGUCGUCAAAGAACUACCACCACCGCCCGAACAACCGCGAUUUCUACCGCAAAAUCGGCCUGGCGAGGUCACCUUCGAGUUCAACCGGCCGACAACUCACCGGCCUGCACCCCAGGUCUCAGCUUACCUUGUGCAGUGGAUCGAAAGCCGAUACUUUCUGGCCGAUUACCUUGUCUCUUUGUCACCGGAAAUCGCCACCGCCAUCCAACGCAUCUCCACGAGCCUCUUUCCGCCUCAUUUGCCAGCGUUAGGUCUCGAAAAGAAUUCAGAACUCAGUCAGGUCGGCCUGCAAUUCCGAGUGAUUCCAGUCUCCGAGAUCGAGAAUGGACUCAAAGAAGUUAAAUGCCAACUCACAGGCCUGAAGCCCUACACCAACUACACCGCUUGGUGUCGAUCGAUUGGUGCAAAUGGGGACGUUUCGACUUCCACGCAACCCAUUCAUCUCACCACCGACCAAGCAGCUCCGUCGUCGUCACCUUUGAAUGUUCAGGCGUCAGCAAUCUCGAACGUCGCUGUCUCCGUGUCCUGGGACCAGCCUCUCCACUCCAACGGUCCAAUAACGAUGUACCGCGUGUACUACACUGACGAUCCGAAGCGGCCAUUGGCUGAGUGGAAUAUCAAACUGGUUCAAGUGGACUACGCUCUGAGCCAAUCAGAUGCCGCCGGCAGUACGUCCACUCUGACGCUGAUAACACACCUACGAUCGAAUGCAACCUAUUACAUUCGAGUGAGCGCCUCCAAUAUCAAGGGCGACGGCCCCACCUCCUCGCCCUACCGCGUCAUUGUCCGACCUGGAGCUCUUCCACCUCCAGUGAAUUUUAAAUCAGUGUCCAAGUCGGCCCACGAGGUGUCGCUGCAUUGGGACACACCCGAAACCCCUAACCGUCAACCGCCAUUGGUCAAAUACGAGCUCCUCGUGACGCCAUUGGACGGUGAAGGCAAUUUCGACUCGACCUCGCGUCAGGUCUUCAUCGAACCGAGCAGCAGUAGCUACCUCGUCACCGACCUUCUACCCAAUACGCGGUACGAGUUUCGGUUGGCUGCUGUCUCGGAAACUGGUGCUGGUAUCCAAGCAGAGACAACAGCCAAAACCAAGGAAUAUGUUCCUGGUCCCCCGAAUCUGGUCACCGUGACGGCGACCGGCAGCGAUCGCCUGCUGGUUACCUGGACACCACCGAAAGAAUCGAUUUCUGCGUCCCUUCUACUCCACAUGGGGCAUCGUAGCAACGAACUGCGCAUCGCCUAUUACGACAUCGAUCUGCGAGCUACUGACGCGAAGGGCAAUUGGUUGAGUGGACCGACAUUCGGAGUGGUAGACCAACAGCGACCGAUACGCCAACAGAUGACGUCGGAACGUGAGAUUGAGGAAGCCCGUGGGAAAUUGACCUACUCCCGCGAGAUCACAGGUCUCGAACCAGGCACCCACUACGUCGUCCACAUCCGCGCCGUCUCCAGAUCCGGCUCGGGGGAUAGAGCCAAGUCCAGUCCCAUUAUGACCUGGCCGUUGCCUCCAGGUCAGCCGAGAAGUCUGGAAUUGCGCACGGUUGCCUCUACCUUGUCCCGACGUCGCAUUCUUCAAGCACAAUGGCGAGCUCCAGUGGAUGAGGAAGACAACGCCUCCAUCGGCACCUUCAGGUACCGCGUCAGGUGGACCCUUCUGCUACCUCCAAGGCUAUCAGACGGUGCCCAUGGACUCUAUCAGCCAGAAGGCGUUGAACCCCUUCCAGGGCAAGUGGCCAGAGAGCUUGGCGUGUCGGAGGAGUUCGUCUUCGGCGAGGAAAAUGUCACCCAACCGACGUGGGAGUCACCUCCGGCGAAGCUUCUCGGUGGCCUGUCGUACGAGGUGAGAGUGGCAACAAUGGACAACUUUCAGACGGGCGAAGAGGCUUCUGGACGGAUAGAACUUCCUGACGAAGAUGCAGUUGUGGCUCCACCACUGGAGGCGAGAAACGGACGCCUCGUGGCCUACGACGUGGAAUGCGCCUGGGUCGACGUCACCGCAGGCAUCGCCGAGGCCUGGCACACGAAACGCGUGAAACUGGCCGAGUCUGGGGGUAGCAGCAGUUCCACGCUCUUUUGGCCGCCUGGUCGGGUCUCCCUGUUGAACAUCUCGACGCCGAUCGCCGCCUCCUUCGGAACCGUCUACCGCGGACGCGUGCGGGCGACGACUUCUGCCGGCCCUGGACCUUGGUCGGAGUUUGUGACGCUGAGCCUCAAGAAUAUGGUUCCAAAGGUGCCGACAUCUGUGGACGCAGUCUUUGACGAGAGAAGAGGGGUCUACGUGACCUGGGCUAUGCCAGAACACCUCGUCCAAACCUCGUUCAAUCGUGAGGCGCAUCGGACGAAUCUGGACUCCCAACCACCGAUUUAUCGACGGUUUGUGGUUGAGUACGCUAAUCGGGCGGACGCCACAGGACCAACUCAGUGGCAGACGAUCAAGACGGCGGGACCGGUUACAGUCGUGGCGCUGCCAAUAACUGAGAAACCGGAACAACACGUAGUCCGAGUUCGCUCCGUCGGAAUAGCCAACUUGCACAGUGAUUGGUCUCCCCCGGUACCUGUAAGAAAAUCCGCUCCUUCAACACUGGAAGCCGUCGAGGACCUCAAAUGCCAAGCAGUGGCCCAGGCAGGCAACCACGCAGAGCUCGAACUCGCGUGGAGUCCAGUUGAAUUGCCCGCAGCAUCUCGACUCCUCCACUACGUGGUUAACUACACUGGAGGACGUGUCUACCUCAACUCAGAUGGUCACCGAAUGAGGGAGUCACAAGGUGAGCGUGAGCAGUCACUCAGGGUGACGGCUAGGCUUCCACAUCAUGGCGUCGCCCAUCGUCUCCGCGGACUUAAAUUCAACAUGGCCUACCAGAUCGACGUGACUCCGGUCUUCGAACGCUCAAUUAAAACCGGAUCGCUUGGCGAAUCAAGAUCUGUCUUCUGCCGAACUCACUCUAAGCCACCACAAUUUGUUCCAACGCCCGAAUUCCACCGAAUGCCAGCAGUUCAUGAAAACGACGCUGGUCUUGUGGUUAUUUACCGCGCAGACGAACAAAACGGAACGGUUUCCACUUACGAGAUCCUAGUUCGAGAGAGUAACUCAGUGGACGGCGAUCGAUCUCCUGCGGUACUGGCUCAGUUCCCCGCGGUCACACUGUUUCCACCGCUGACUAAAAUGGUCCGCGUUGUGCUUAACGGGUCUUCAUCGGGGCCUGGUCUUGGAGGCGUUGGCUCUAGGCCGGAGCCUGGGAUGUUCUCCGCACCUUCGCUAAUGCCCGGCCAGGCCUAUGACUUCGCCUUAAGAGCCUGUAUAGAGAGCCACGAAGUGAUUGAUGGAAUCGCAGACACACACGAACAGGGUUCCAGAACGACUGUCGUCUGUAGCAUGAGUGAUUGGACUGCAGGACCUGGAGUGAUCGGACCGGUGUCGCCGCGGCCCGACCAAUCAGCUCGAGUUGAAAGAAUUCACCUUGAGGAAGACGAUCCGCUGUGGCCGCCAAUCGUUCUCGAGAACAUUACGGCAGCUUCCUCGACGCACACGCCCUUCAACGACGCCGCAAGCGUUUCACGAACAUCUGACCAGGAAAUCAUCCCGACGGAUGUCGUUCUACCGUUGGGCAGUGAUGCAAUGCAUCCACAGAUUCCAGCUUCCACGAUAUCGCCUUACAGCGAUCGCAUUCAGAUAAUCGUGGCAGCUCUCUCCAUCAUCGUGGGUGUGACCAUAAUGGCCUUCAUUCUCAUCCUCAUUCUGCGUCACUACCAGCGUCGUCAGCGGGGCGUUGGCAAGGCCGACCGAAUGCUCGAGCCGAUCAAGCCACCCAGAUCCAUAGCCCAGUCGGCGUCGAACCUCAUCAACGGCUACACCAUCCUCGACACGCCGAUGGCGCAGAAGCGCUGCCACACGGACGCGUUGUCGUUGCAGUCGGCGGGUUUCAACAGCUACAAGUUCGCGCAGCCGACGGUGACGGCGACAGCGUCGCUGGACCGCCGCGACUACGUGGACGCCUCCAGCGGACGCUUCAACUCCUUCACGAUGAUGCGCACGCCGAUGACGUCGAUCGGCGAGACGCCGAACUGCGCGUGCUCUGCCACGGCGUCGCAGGAGAUGCUCUCGCCGCCGAUUUCUCGCCAGCCGCCUCCGCCCUACUUCAUGAACCACCCGCCGCCUCUUAUUCCCGGAAUCUUGGAGGCCAAUCACGACAUCGCGUCACACGCCAUUCCAGUUGAAGGUCUUCCAGCGCACGUGAGCCAGCUGAAGCAGAACCAGGGUCUGCUGAUGUCGGCGGAGUUUGAGUCGAUCGACCCGGGGGGCCAGUUCACCUGGGAGCACUCCAGUCGGCCGGCAAAUCGACCGAAGAACCGCUACGCCAACGUGGUCACCUACGAUCACUCCAGGGUGGUGUUGUCGAAAGUCGACGGCGACUUCGACAGCGACUACAUCAACGCCAAUUACCUGGACGGCUACAACCGCAAGAACGCCUACAUUGCCACUCAGGGGCCGCUGCCUAACACCGUCUGCGACUUUUGGCGCAUGGUUUGGGAACAACGCACCAGCACCAUAGUGGCAAUGACGCGGUUGGAGGAGCGUGAACGAAUCAAAUGCGAGCAGUACUGGCCCACGAGUGGGCUGCCAGCAGGCUCACGCCUGAGUCCAACAAAGGGCGUUGAUUGGCUCUCGCCAAGGUCAACUAUGAUUGCCGCGUCAGACAGCUCGCAGACCAUUAGCGGAACGUCGCCAAUUGCCACGACGACCUACGGCCAGAUAACUGUCAGUUUGAUGGAAGUCGUCGAAUUGGCCUACUACACUGUGCGAACAUUCACGGUACAGAAGAGUGGGCAUCGCGAGAAACGCGAGAUUCGACAGCUGCAGUUCACUGCGUGGCCGGACCACGGUGUGCCAAAUCAUCCUGCGCCAUUUCUGAUGUUCCUGCGACGAGUCAAUGCGGAAUUCGUGCCCGACGUUGGACCAAUAGUUGUUCACUGCUCCGCGGGUGUCGGACGCACAGGGGCCUACAUCGUGCUUGACAUCUUGCUGCAGCAACUCAACCAGGAGAACUCCGUCAACGUCUUCGCAGUGGUUGCCCAGUUGCGGAGUCAACGGAACUUCAUCGUCCAAACCGAGGACCAGUACGCCUUCAUCUACGAAACCCUUCUGGAGGCCUCCUUGAGCGGCAACACCGAACUGCCAGCUCGGCAGCUGCGCAUGCACUGGCACAAGCUCACGGCGCCCUGUUCGAGCGCGGCGAACCGAUUCGCAGUGGAGCCGACCAAUGACCCUCUAGCUAACACGGGAUUGGCUCUCGAGUUCAGCCAGCUGGUCACCCAGACUGUGGGCGCGGUGGCUGCUGCAGUUGCGCACAAGGCUCCAGGAGGGCUAUUGGCUUGUUGCGAUGACCUUGUGGACUCUGGAUUGGUGACCGGUGACACACCCAGUGGUGCGCUUCCAGUGAAUGUUCCAAAGAAUCGUCGUGGAGAGGACCUCAUACCGUAUGACAGCAAUCGCGUGAAGCUGUCGGCGAUUCGCGGAGUUGACGGGUCGGAUUACAUCAAUGCCUCCUACAUUGACAGUUACCGCUCGAGAGCCGCCUUCAUCGCCACGCAGACACCGUUGCCAGCCUACGUGGAGGACUUCUGGCGGAUGGUCUGGGAGACCGUCUCGUGCAUCAUCGUGCAACUCGACACCAGUGAAGUCGACAAUGAGCCGUCGUAUUGGCCAAUGAAUGAGGCGGCUCGAUUUGGCUUCCUGGUGUUAGAACCGGUGGCCGCCUACGACAUGACCGCCUACGUGCUUCGGGAAUUCCGCCUCACUGACGCCAAGAGCGGCCAAUCACGAAUCAUUCGCGUUUUUGACGCUUCCCAGCUCUCCUUCCUCAUUGGACGCGUGCUUGCGUCGGCCCGGCAUAUCAACCAAUCAGGCGCGAAUGAAUCCGCGGCUCCCGACGUGCCUCUGCCACCCUCCCUGCCACCAUUGGCUGAAUGGCUUCCUAGUCGUGCGUCGGCAAAUAAUACGCCAACCUUUGGAUUCAUGAAUGGCGGCCCUGCUUCGUAUUACCGGUCAUUGUCUGCCGAUAAUUACAAGCGAGGUGUUUUUGACGAUCUCUCCUGCCAGAAGGCCGCACUCGCUUUGAUAGACCUGAUUGAGCAGGUUCACAAAACCCAGGAAAAAUUCGGACUGGAUGGACCAAUCACUGUUCACUGCAGAUCUGGAACGGGCUACACGGGCAUCUUCCUCGCGCUCUCCAUACUCUUCGACAGAAUGCGUUGUGAGGGCGUGGUUGACGCCUUCCAGACCACGAAGCUGUUGUGGUGGCAGCGACGAGGUCUAGUCGAGGUACCGACUGAAUACGCCUUCUGCUAUGCCGCGGCUCUGGAAUACGUCAACCUCUACGAGCCGGUUUCCGCCUCCCAGGUCCAAACCCAGACCCCAUCCUCCUCCCUAUCCUAG